Culex quinquefasciatus (southern house mosquito) is the source of this 328-nucleotide messenger RNA. Its product is annotated as chymotrypsin inhibitor. The transcript has 2 exons. The coding region runs from base 50 to 310 and encodes 86 amino acids. The record is from RefSeq and is a predicted model, not a curated record. NCBI's taxonomy places the organism in Eukaryota, Metazoa, Arthropoda, Insecta, Diptera, Culicidae.
CGCCCAAAUUUUCCAAACAUCUGUACAAUCACAUCUCGCGAGUUUCACGAUGAAGUUCAUCAUCAUUUUGGCCUUUUUGGCAACUCUUUGUGUUGGUUUGAAUUCUGUGGAAGCUCAACAAUGUGGCAAGCAUGAGGUCUACCUCCAGUGCGGACCGUCCUGUCCGCCGACUUGCGAAUCACCCAGCCCUUCCGGUCCCAACUGCCCGAUGGUUUGCAAGGCCGGCUGCCACUGCAAGCCCAAGUACAUCCGCAAUGCCAAGGGAGAGUGCGUCAAACCCGGCAAGUGUUCCACCGGAUUCUUUGGUUAACUUUUUUUGAAUAAAUAU